GUUUCCAGCAGGAGAAGAGGAAGAUGCCAGUGACGGUGUGGUCGAUUUCCAGUGUUACAAAAGGUUUAGAGUGAGAUUUGACUGUGGAUUUGACUGGUGAAUCAGCAUUUGCGCAGGAUGGCUGCAACUACGCCCACAUCAGCCCCGCCUCCCAAAAAGAGCAGAGGAAAACAGGAAAUAGAAACUCUACAGGCAGCCAAUGAAGAACUGAGGAGCCGAUUGAGUGACUUGCAAAAUGAACUGCAACAGGAAAGAGGCAAGGUGGGCAAAUUACGGGAACGUUUGCAAGAGUUACGGGCCCAACGAGAGACUGAGCAGCACAAGCACUCGGUCGCUCUCACUGAACUCCGCGUCAAGCUCCAUGAGGAGAAGCAGCGAGAGGUGGCAGCCACACGAGAGAGCCUGUCUCGGCAACACGAGACCGAGCUGGCCCGGGCGGCAAGACUCCGCGAGACAGAACUGUCCCGGCUUCAGGCGCUGGUGUGUAUUUUACGGGACGGAGCCAGCAGCGAGCUACGCAAUGCCCUGAAGGAGGAGGCACGAGAGGAGGCCCGCAGGAGCUACGAGGCAGAGAAACUCAGGCUCACGCAGGAGCUGCAGGAGGCGAAGACGUUGCGGCGGCAGGCAGAGGAGGCGCUGUCCAAUGCUGUGCAGGCCGACAGAGCCAAAGCUGCCGAUCUCAGGGUGGCCCAUCAAGCUCAUCAGGAAGAGAUUCAUAGAAUCAAACGCGAGAGCGAGAGAGAAAUCCGGAGACUGAUGGACGAGUUGAAGAGCAGAGAUCGUGUGGUGCAGUCACUGGAAAAAGAGCUGGGUGUGCAGGCGGGACAGACACAGCGUCUACUGCUGCAGAAGGAGGAAUCAGAGCGGCAUUAUGGGAGUCCGAAGAGAGAGGUGGCGCCAUUCCUCGGGGAAAACACAGACUCCGUCAAUAACCAGGACGCGGAUGAGAGGGAUGUACGGAGGUUUCAGCUGAAGAUCGCUGAGCUGCAGGCAGUCAUCAGGAAACUAGAGGACAGAAACACCCUGCUGUCAGAUGAGAGAAAUGAACUGCUGAAACGAGUGCGAGAAACAGAUGCAGAGAUAAAGCCUCUUAUGGAGAAGAAUAAACGGCUGAAUAAAAAGAAUGAAGAGCUGCAGCAGACUCUACAGCGCAUGGAGGACAAACUGAAGACACUCAGUAGAGAGAACGCAGAACAGAAAGAGAAAUCCCAGCAGAACUUGCAGCCGGGUGGGCUGAAGAGACACACGUCUCUAACGGACCUGAGUCACGCCCACGAGCAACAGGAAGUCGAGUAUCUGCGUUUGCAAAUCAGCGAGCAGCAUGACAUUAUAGAUGAGCUCACGCAGAGCUUUUCCCGAGAGGAGGCGGAGCUGCGAUUUCGGCAGCUGACGCGAGAGUACCAGGCACUGCAGCGAGCUUACGCACUUCUGCAGGAGACAACAGGGCCUCUGGACCCUGAGAGACACUGCAGGACAAGGGAGCAGCUGCAGACGGAGCUGAUUGGCUGUCAGGCACGGAUUGCCGACCUGGAGCGGAGCUUGGCAGAGAAGGGGCAGGAUUCAAAGUGGGUGGAGGAAAAGCAAAAUCUUCUCAGGGUGAACCAGGAACUCAGAGAAAAGAUAGUAUCGCUGGAGCAGUGUGAAAUGCGAUUACGCUCUGAAGUUCAAGACACCCUGGAUCAGAAUGAGCUGCUUGAAUUCCGCAUUCUAGAACUGGAAGAGAGGGAACGCCGUUCUCCUGCCUUUAACCUGCAAAUCUCUGCCUCUGAAAACAACAGUAUCCAGCUACACUGCCAACAAGAGGGUGUCAAGGAUGUCAUCAUUCCUGACCUCAUGAAAAAGCUUGACAUUCUUGGGGAUAAUGGGAACUUGCGAAACGAGGAGCAGGUGACAGUCAUUCAAGCAGGCACUGUGCUGUCUUUAUGUGAAAAGUGGCUGAAGCAGAUCGACAGCACCGAGGCAGCGCUGACACAGAAAAUGAUUGAUCUGGAGAAUGAGAAGGAGCUGUUCAGUAAACAGAAAGGUUUCCUGGAAGAGGAACUAGACUACAGAAAGCAAGCUCUUGAUCAGGCCCAACUGAGGGUGCAGGAGCUGGAGGCCACAUUAUACGCUGCCCUGCAGCAGGAUCCAGACAGCCGUGUGGGGGAGAGUUUGAGUGACAGGCAGCGAGCGAAGCUGGCCGAGUCAAUGGAUGCAGUGCGGAGACAGAUCCUGCGGCAGAGUCGCCAUGCCGACACACUCGUUCUACAACAGCGCAUGGAGCUCCUCCAGUCUGCGCAGCAGAGGAUCAGGGAACUUGAAGAUAAGAUUGACUUGCAGAGAAGACAAAUCAAAGAGAUUGAAGAGAAGUUUUUGUUCCUUUUCUUGUUUUUCUCACUAGCUUUUAUUCUCUGGCCUUAAAACCGACACACAUCAUAUUCUCUCUCUAUAUCUCCUUCUGUCUCUCCCUGUCUUUCUCAAAUC
This is a messenger RNA of Sinocyclocheilus grahami, 2463 nucleotides long. RefSeq names its product janus kinase and microtubule-interacting protein 2-like. The transcript is spliced from 18 exons. Gene Ontology annotation, molecular function: microtubule binding; kinase binding; GABA receptor binding. The coding region runs from base 118 to 2400 and encodes 760 amino acids. Lineage: Eukaryota; Metazoa; Chordata; Actinopteri; Cypriniformes; Cyprinidae. The record is from RefSeq and is a predicted model, not a curated record.